CUCUCUCCCUCUGUCUGGACACCGGAGGCAGUUGUGCUCAAGUUGGAAGCUGUUUGAAAACUAAGAUGGUUUAAUCCUCUAACUGCAUGUUGGGUAAAUUCAAAACCCACAUGGUCAUCCUCUUGCAGUGGAAUAAGUCGAAUCUGAUGGACAUUUUCUCUGCUUAUAGCAUAGUAAUGAACGUCUGACAGGCACGACCUUUCAUAAGACAGCCCACACUAUUGGCGUUCUGCCCAGAAUAUUGCUGCAACACUAUCUGUGAUUGGUUAUCUCCCUAUCAUGCAUUGCUUCAGAAGGGGAAAACGGCCCCCUUUUUAAUAAAUCUACGAUGGCUGGCUGCAAUGUGCUACCCUGUUGGUACUAAGAAGUGCCUUUCCUGACGUCUCUGCUGCUUGGAACCGCUUCUAGAGCAGACUCUGCUUUUUGCCUUGCUUGCUGCCAGCUAGACUGCGACGACAGCACAUCCACCCUCCACCUCUAGCCCAGCCACCCCUCCCCUCAUUUCUACUUAUAACCAAGAGAAAAGCUCUAAGCAUCAGGCAUUGCCCUAGGCUGCUUUAGUGAUUCUUAUAGAAAUAAAAGUUUGCUGGAAAGUGAGCUGUCUUCUGCCAGAAAGGAAAAAAAUAUAUCAAAGAGAGGAAAGAAAAAGAAUAAUUUCUUGAUUUGUUGCUCUAAACUGCUGCAUCUGCCUGUGCCAAACUAAUCAAUACCAAUUGCACCACACCAAAAAUUAAAAAAUAUAUAUAUUGCAAAUUCAGCUGUGUGGAGAUUACCUUUCAGACAACUUUUUCCUGAGAGCAGCUUGGAAAUUCUGUGUCGAAGGGUCUGCCACGUUUUGCUGCUUGCAUUUUGGGCUCUGGUUUGGCACUCGGAAUGGGUUACUGAGAGCACAAGGCUAACUCCAGGCCAGACUUUUAAAUGGUCAUAUUACUUACGAUCUUACCAUUUCUCUAAGUACAAAAAACCCACCCCUCUUUUGAUUGACAGUUUCAUUCUGUGACUUUCUAGUGGGAAAUCUUUUCCUUGCUGUCGUGACAACACAAUUUUACAUCUUUUAACGUUGGGCUUGGGGCUUGGGGAAAUAUUUUGGAGGUGACAUUUUUCAUCGUUUCCAAGUCUUAUCAGUUUGGCCUUUUCUUUUCUUUUUUUAAUUUGUUUGUUUCGUUGACAAUUUUAACUACCUGUAAAAUCUAAACAUGGCUGUAAGUGUCACACCAAUUCGGGACACAAAAUGGCUAACACUGGAAGUGUGUCGAGAGUUCCAAAGAGGGACUUGCUCACGACCAGAUACGGAAUGUAAAUUUGCACAUCCAUCGAAAAGCUGCCAAGUUGAAAAUGGACGAGUAAUCGCCUGCUUUGAUUCAUUGAAAGGACGAUGCUCAAGGGAGAACUGCAAAUAUCUUCACCCACCACCACACUUAAAAACACAGUUGGAGAUCAAUGGACGCAAUAACCUGAUUCAGCAGAAGAACAUGGCCAUGCUCGCCCAGCAAAUGCAAUUAGCCAAUGCCAUGAUGCCUGGUGCCCCAUUACAACCAGUGAACCAUAUGCCUCAGACAUUCCAAAAAAGAGGGGGGGAGGGAUCUGCAUAUUUCAUCGACACUGAUUCCAUUUAUCAAUACCAAACACUAAAGCCAAUGUUUUCAGUUGCACCAAGCUUAGCCACCAAUGCUUCAACAGCCUUUAACCCCUACUUGGGCCCUGUCUCCCCUGGCUUAGUCCAAGCAGAGAUCCUGCCAACAGGACCAAUGCUGGUUGCAGGGAAUCCUGGUGUGCCGGUUCCUGCUGCUGCUGCUGCAGCAGCGCAAAAGCUAAUGAGGACAGAUAGACUGGAGGUAUGUCGAGAAUAUCAGCGUGGCAAUUGUAACAGAGGAGAAAAUGAUUGCCGGUUCGCUCACCCAGCCGACAGUGCGAUGAUCGAUACCAACGACAACACAGUCACUGUCUGCAUGGAUUACAUCAAAGGGAGAUGCUCAAGGGAAAAGUGCAAAUAUUUUCACCCACCUGCACAUCUGCAAGCUAAGAUCAAAGCUGCCCAGUACCAGGUCAACCAAGCAGCAGCUGCUCAGGCAGCAGCUACUGCAGCAGCCAUGACUCAGUCGGCUGUCAAAUCACUGAAGCGACCCCUCGAGGCAACCUUUGACCUGGGAAUUCCUCAAGCUGUACUCCCCCCAUUACCAAAGAGGCCUGCGCUUGAAAAAACCAAUGGUGCCACCGCAGUCUUUAAUACUGGUAUCUUCCAAUACCAGCAGGCUCUUGCAAACAUGCAAUUGCAACAGCAUACAGCCUUCCUCCCACCAGGCUCAAUAUUGUGCAUGACACCCGCUACAAGUGUUGUUCCCAUGGUGCACGGCGCUACACCCGCCACUGUGUCUGCAGCAACUUCAUCAGCCACAAGCGUUCCCUUCGCUGCAACAGCCACAGCCAACCAGAUACCAAUAAUAUCUGCCGAACAUCUGACUAGCCACAAGUAUGUUACACAGAUGUAGACAUUUAAUCAUUAAACAAUCAUACAAAAGAAAAGAGGACAGUGCGAUUGAGUGAAGAAACAGGACAGGUCAUUAGCCAUAAUGUAUAUACUGUCAAGUAACAGCACCCGAAUUUCCUCAGCAGUAAAGACAUCCACAUAUUGCAUGUUAACAAGAUGAAAUGACAACUUGGAAAUCCACUGCACACUUGUUGCCUAUAUACUUUGUACAUUGAAUAGAUAUUUGUGCUGGGGUGAUCAUAUUGUCUAAAGACUACAACAUUGUCUAUCUUUUCUAGCACAGAGAUAUACAGUGCAUACCCUGCUGAAGUAUGCAUUGGUUGACUCUUUUCCUAUGUAAUCAUGUACGUCACCUUGAAAAGACAGACUGUGAUGUAGCCAUAGAUCUAUUAUGUAUUGGUACGUCUGUAGACCAAGAUAUAAUUUUUUAAAGUAAGUUUAUUUCUUUCAAGGUUUACAAAUAACAAAAAGGUGCACCUUGUAUUUAAAAUUGCCAUUAUAGAAGAGACCGUGCAUGCACAGUAUAAUUUUUUUUCCUUUUUUGUUUUAAGAGUAAUAUUUUUAAAUGUAAUAGAUUGUAAGAAGUGGUAAAAGAGGUAUCUGACAGAGAUGAAUGUGCCAAGCUUAAAAAAAAAAAAACCACAACUGUGUGUAUUUUUAAAGCACAUCAAUGGCUUUAAGUACCAUGUUGUUAAAGAUUCUCAUGAAGUGCCAUAGACUGUAAUCAAAGUAGAGUAUUAUUUCUUCAGUGUUACUUUGAGAGCCACACUUUUAGCUUGUUUUGCUAGUCAAUAAUCAGUCAAAGGGCACCCUUCAGUUUUAAACCAAAGCUGUCUCAGAAAUGGCCACCUUAGUUUAACAGUAGACAGCACAAGAACAUUAUUAUUUUUUAAAAAAAGAAAGAAGCAAAAACACCCCUAGACAUGCAGUUUAUUCCUACACAUACUGGACAUAUAAACCUAUAUAAAUUAUUAUAAUCCAUUGUAGUUGUACUAGUUAUGCAAACUAUACUGUAUAACACACAAUAUACUUUUUUAAAAAAGAAAAAAAGGGAAAAGCCAUUUCUGAGACACUGUUAGCAAAAUUUGGGGGGAAUUUAAUUUUGCUUUGAUUUUUUAACCCCUGUCAAAAGUCCAAGAGACUCUAAAUGCAUCGGAGGAGAUGGGUUCUUUCUUCUCAAAUGCAUCAUUUCAAAGUCACACAGGUCUAAAAUAGUGACUCUAAUCAUGGAAGAAGCACUGAUAUCAGAUGCAUGAUAAAACCAAAAUAAUGACAUAAAUGGAGAUAUUAAUUAGAAAUAGGCAUCAUUGGGUGGGUUAAAUAUUGGGGUGAGUUUUAUAUGUGAUUUCUUCUGUUCAGAUUUAACUGCUUAUAGCCUUAGAAAGCCUUUACAAAAAUAAAAAACAUAAAAUAGAUGUGCAUUCAAGUUUUUAAGAAUGGAUUCAUCCAAAGGAAAUCCUUUUUGUGGUUUGGAUGUUGCAGCUAGUAGAGGAUAUAUUUUGCUCUGUUCCGCAAAGCUAAAGGUUGCUGAGGGGGGUGGGCAGGUCACUGGUCGUGUAGUGUGGAAUGGGAGAGGCGAGAGUUCAUUUCUAGAACUCUCCAUACUUCCAAGUUUACUUGCAAGUUUUUAUUCUUGAGAGAUGCUUUCUAGUAAAUAAAAAAAAGAAUGAUGUGUUGAUUUUACUGAUUGUACUGUACAUCUAUUAAAGCCUUAGAUUAUUACAUUACGGGUUAAAACCCAUACCAAUGUAAUUUCAAUCGUGUUAAGAAAGUAUAGGUGACUUCACAUGUUAUUGUAGUUUUCUUACUUUAGAGAAUAUGACUUAUUUUUCUUCCUCAUUAAAAUAGUAGUUUUUAUUUCUUACAUUUAUUAGAUCAUUUUCAUUUUCUAUUACCAGAUGAAUGCCAUUUAAGUUUAUAGAAUUUUGUUUUAUUAGAUUUUACUGAUGAACUUUUCAAAAUAUGAAAAAAAGUUAAAAAGUUUUUUUCUUCAUAGCAUAUGCAGUUUUGAAUUUACAUGUAGUGUCAUGAAUAUUCGUAUUAUUGUUAACUAAAUGAUUUAUAUUUUACUGAUUUAAUAUUACAAUGUAAGAAUAUCAGUCAUUGUUAGUUCUUGUCUAGUUUUCAUUAAAAGAACAAAGAUCUUUUAUAUGGAUAUCUUAUAUAAUCAUUGCUAAGUAAGAAGUUAAGUUGUUGCUAUUGCAACGAUCCUGGCAGACAACUGAGUAAUAUUUUGAUGAUUUAUUUUGUUUGUAAUUAAUUAUAAAAGAAAAAUCUAGUUCCUAGAUAUUAGAAUAAAAAUUUAUUUUCUACUGUAUCCAUUUCAAAUGUUAAAAUAUUGUUUAAAUAUUUUUUGAAAUCCCUGAAUAUCAGGCCUUGUUAUAAAUAAGCUGCAUAAUCAAUAGAUCAAGGGACUUUUUGUUGAUAAUCCAAAUACUCAAAAGUUUACGUAUAACAAGAAUUAUAAUAUGUGUGAGUGCGUGUGCAAACUCUUGAGGGUUGAUUAUGCUGCAGUUUAGCAUGUGGGAAAGUAUAAAGAAAAGGUUGACCUUUUGCACUUCUGUAUAUAGUCCAAAAAAAAGAGAGAGAGAGAGAGAGAGAGAGAGAAACCUGUAUAAUAGUAAGAUCUUAUUUUGAAUAAAAAUGUCUAUAAAUACAAGGAGUUUUGUUAAGGCUAAUAAAAAUGACAGGCUGAACAAAAUUGCUUGCAAAAAAAGUGGCACAGAGUUAGCACUCCAAUAACCCUUGGAAAAAGUUGCUUUGCUUUAUGUGAACAGCUUCUAGUUUGCCAGGAUUCUUUCAGCUGGAAAGAUAAGGCCAUCCUUACCAGUUCUCAUGACUAACAAAAGCUGCACUGGUCCAAAUCUGCCUGAAAAUCGUUACUAUAAAAAUAAAUAUUUUUUUAAAAAUAAAAUUUCAAACAAACAGGUAUUUCAAACCAUUAAAGGGAUAUCAUAGAUCAAAUAUGUUGUACAUUACUCAAAACAACUACUGCAUGUUUAAAAGUAUAAAAGAGAGAAAGAGAGAGAAAAUAUUAUAUAUAUAUAUAUAUUAAAAAGAUAUAUAUUAUAUUCAAACAAGUUUCUGACAAAUUUCAGUAGUUUUAUUAUUCACACACUAAUACACACACACACACACACACACGAAAACAGAAAACAAUAUUGACUUUCACACGCACACAAAAAAAGCGUCAACAGGCAAACCAAAACAAAACAUCAUAGCUGUAGUUGUUAUGUAAUUAUUUUAUUGCUGUAGUGAUCCUGUUCUUUUAGCAGGUGAAAAAAAAAUCCUAUCAAAUUUACCAUUUUUAACCUAAAGCACUUGAGAAACCAUGUAAAAUAUGAAGCCAAAGUAAAAAGGGGGGGGAAAGAUGAUUGGAUUUAUUCUAUCUGAUAAUUCACACUGAUGAAUUAACCUCAUUGCACUUCCUCGCAACCCUGCAACUUUCAUCUGCUGAAAGGACAGAUAUGCUUGGUUUUUACUAUUAUGUAAUCACAGACUUAAAUUUGCUUGGUAGUUGCUCCAAAUUAUGUACUCUGUCCUGGGCUGCAAUUUGUUUUUAAUGCUUAUUUUAUUAUUACUGCUAUAGUUGACCUAGCUGUAUGGAAAAAAAAUAAAGUUAAAUUGCCCUAAUAAAA
Messenger RNA from Elgaria multicarinata webbii, 6126 nucleotides. It is a transcript of the gene MBNL1, whose product is annotated as muscleblind like splicing regulator 1. Gene Ontology annotation, biological process: regulation of RNA splicing. The coding region runs from base 1197 to 2489 and encodes 430 amino acids. Lineage: Eukaryota; Metazoa; Chordata; Lepidosauria; Squamata; Anguidae. Gene Ontology annotation, cellular component: nucleus. Gene Ontology annotation, molecular function: metal ion binding; RNA binding. The record is from RefSeq and is a predicted model, not a curated record. The transcript is spliced from 12 exons.